This is a messenger RNA of Exophiala bonariae, 1806 nucleotides long. RefSeq lists its product as uncharacterized. Lineage: Eukaryota; Fungi; Ascomycota; Eurotiomycetes; Chaetothyriales; Herpotrichiellaceae. The record is from RefSeq and is a predicted model, not a curated record. The coding region runs from base 1 to 1806 and encodes 601 amino acids. Gene Ontology annotation, molecular function: very long-chain fatty acid-CoA ligase activity; long-chain fatty acid transmembrane transporter activity; long-chain fatty acid-CoA ligase activity. Gene Ontology annotation, biological process: very long-chain fatty acid metabolic process; long-chain fatty acid import into cell. The transcript is spliced from 6 exons. Gene Ontology annotation, cellular component: peroxisome; cytoplasmic side of plasma membrane; lipid droplet.
AUGUCGGCAAUCGCUGCUACAGCAGUCACUACAGCAUUCGCAGUUGGGGCAUACUCGGACGCAAGAUUCCACAUAAGCAAGGAUCUCAAAAAGUUAUGGCAACAGUGGCGGGCUAAUAAGGCGUAUUUGGCUGCAGUCAAAGAAAACAAAUUGUCCUUGUGGUAUUUGUUCGAGGAACAAGUCGAGAAAAGCCCUCAUUCUGAGUGUAUUUGGUCACAAACAGAGUCUUAUACACGGAAAGAAGUUUAUGAGCAAUGCUGUCGUUAUGCAAACUGGCUCCUGUUACAAGGGGUCGAGCCUGGCCAAUGGGUAGCAAUAUAUCUGCAAAAUUGUGCUGAGUUCAUGUUCAUCUGGAUUGCGCUUUGGUCAAUAGGUUGUGCACCUGCACUGAUCAACCAUAACCUUCGAGGCGAAGCACUACUACAUGUUCUGAAGAACUCCGGGUCAGCUCUAGUCCUCGUCGACGCACAGUUGGCCGAUAAGCUCUCAGAACUACACGAAACCAUCGAGAAGACCCUCGGGAUAAAAGUUUUCGUAGUUGGCGAUUUUCUGAAGAUGGAGAUCUCCCAGGUAAAGUCUGAAAGACCUGAUGAUUCUUUCCGUGCCAAUGUAAAAGGUGACGACAAUCAAGCCCUCAUUUUCACCAGUGGAACGUCAGGGAAGCCGAAAGGCGUGCCACAUACAGUAUACCACGGCUAUUUAUAUGGCAUCCAUGGAACCAAAGGGCUGGAAGUAGGAUCGAAUCAUCGAUGGUAUCAAUGUAUGCCUUUGUAUCAUGGAACAGGAGGGAUGGUGAGCAUCAUAUGUCUGCUUUCCGGAACGACGCUUUGCAUAGGGAGGAAGUUUAGCGCUUCACAAUUCUGGGAGGAUAUCCGAAUCUCGAGAUCGACCUGCUUUACCAUUCGCGCAAUGUUCGGAAAUGGUCUCAGACCUGAUGUAUGGAAACGCUUCCGAGACCGAUUUGGGAUACAAACUGUUGUGGAAUUCUUCGGGAGCUCGGAAGGAGUUUUCUCACUCCGAAAUUGCUGCAAAGGUGACCAAGGUGAUUACUUGAUCGGAGCUGUUGGUCAUCACGGACUUCUCCUAAGACAGAUGAUGCGUGAGAAGUACGUUCCAGUGCUGGUAGACACAGAUGGGGAUGAGCUUGUUCGGUCUUCGGUCACAGGCUACGUUCAGAGAGUUUCUUAUGAGACCGGCGGCGAAAUUCUCGUACAAAUACCGUCCGAGAAUGUAUUCCCAGGCUAUUUCUUAGAUCCAAUUGGGACUUCGAGAAAGUUUGCGCGCGAUGUUUUCUCACAGGGAGACCUUUGGUACCGGACUGGAGAUGCUCUUCGCCGGACUUCUGAUGGACGAUGGUUCUUCUUAGACAGGCUUGGAGAUACUUAUCGAUGGAAGAGUGAGAAUGUCAGCACUGCAGAAGUCAGCGCUAUUCUUGGCCAUUACCCAGGCGUAAUGGAGGCGAUCGUCUACGGCGUGUCACUACCUCAACAUGAAGGGAGAGCUGGAUGUGCAGCAUUGGUCCUUGAUGAGACAUUUGCAACUCCUUUUGAUUUUUUGAACUUUCAUGAAUACGUUUGCAGAAAGUUACCGCAAUAUGCUGUGCCUGUGUUUCUGAGACUGGGCAACAUCUCAACGCAUACCCACAACAACAAGCAAAACAAAGUACCGCUACGAGACCAAGGCGUUGAUCCUAGGAGGCUGAGUUCGGGUGACAGAAUUCUUUGGACAAAGCCUGGCAAUCCAGGCUACGUUGCCUUCACCCAGGAGGACUGGGAUCGGGUUGGAUUAUUACAGGUCAAGCUUUGA